Cinclus cinclus is the source of this 645-nucleotide messenger RNA. It is a transcript of the gene OMP, whose product is annotated as olfactory marker protein. The record is from RefSeq and is a predicted model, not a curated record. Bases 1 to 480 code for a protein of 159 amino acids. Gene Ontology annotation, cellular component: neuronal cell body; cytosol; axon. The transcript has a single exon. Gene Ontology annotation, biological process: signal transduction; sensory perception of smell. NCBI's taxonomy places the organism in Eukaryota, Metazoa, Chordata, Aves, Passeriformes, Cinclidae.
AUGGCAGCUGAGGCAGGGAUGUUUGAGCUGCCCUUCACCUGCGAUGAGCAGCUCACCUGGCGCAUGCGGCUGCGAUUCCAGAGCCUGCAGCAGAAGAACGUGAGGCCCCAGGAUGGUGAGAAGCUGCUGCGUCCCAAUGAGUACAUCUACCGAGUGGAUUUCAUCCAGCAGCACAAACUGCGCUUCCUCCGCUGGGACGUGCAGCUGGAAAGACCUGGGAAGGUCACGGUGACCGGCACCUCCCAGCACUGGACUCCUGAUCUCACCCACCUGAUGAACCGGCAGCUGAUGGAGCCAGUGGGAAUCUUCUGGAAGAAGCCGGGGGCCAAGGAGGUGCAGUGCAAUGAGGCAGAUGCCCAGGAAUUUGGGGAGCGGAUAGCAGAAUUAGCCCAGAUCCGCAAGGUGAUGUAUUUUCUCCUCACUUUCACUGGUGGCCUCGAACCAGCUCAGCUGAAAGGCUCCAUUGUUUUUAAAGUCUGAUUGCCUCUUGCUCAGCUUUUCUCACCCCAGCUGUGCUUCUUUCAGUUCAGUUCUUUGUUCUAUUUUUACAUCUGGGGUUUUUUUUCUUCUUUUUAACGAGAGACAGCGCUGUGGUAAAGCAGAGAGCAGCUCAGUGCUUCUGGAGCCCCUCAGCCCUGUGAAAUA